This is a messenger RNA of Ctenocephalides felis (cat flea), 530 nucleotides long. Its product is annotated as protein CutA homolog. Gene Ontology annotation, biological process: response to metal ion. The coding region runs from base 72 to 506 and encodes 144 amino acids. Gene Ontology annotation, molecular function: copper ion binding. Lineage: Eukaryota; Metazoa; Arthropoda; Insecta; Siphonaptera; Pulicidae. The transcript is spliced from 2 exons. The record is from RefSeq and is a predicted model, not a curated record.
UAACCUCAAAUUUACUCGAUAGUUUAAACUGUCAUGCCAAUAAAUUUAAAAAAGUUUUAAAUAUAUAUUUAAUGCCCAGGGAAAUUAUUAGCAUAACUGUAUUAUUAAUUACAGCUUUUAUGCUCCGACGAGCAUUAACGUUAACACAAAAUCUUAAUAAUACGAGAACAAUGUCAAGUUACAUUUCUGGCACUCAUUCCAUAGCGUAUGUCACAGUGCCUACGCAAGAAAUUGCCAAAAGAAUAGCCAAAGACUUAGUUCAGGAGAAACUAGCUGCUUGCGUCAACAUAAUACCGAACAUAAUCUCCAUUUACUCCUGGCAAGGCAAAAUGGAGGAGGAUUCUGAACUUCUAAUGAUGAUCAAGACACAAACGAACAAAAUCCCUGAACUUACAGCAUUUGUUAAAAAGAAUCACCCAUAUGAAGUCUGCGAAGUGAUUAGUGUUAAAAUAGACAAUGGGAACGAUCCUUACUUGCAAUGGAUCACUAACAGCCUUAAGAAGUAAAAUGAAAUAUUAUUUAAUAAUUAU